Schistosoma rodhaini is the source of this 3995-nucleotide messenger RNA. NCBI's taxonomy places the organism in Eukaryota, Metazoa, Platyhelminthes, Trematoda, Strigeidida, Schistosomatidae. The record is from the annotation of a GenBank genome assembly.
GUCUUCAGUAAUAAGGAUAGGAGGUCUAGUGACCUAUUUUAAUCCUUGCAGUUUGUUUCACUGUGGAGGUCCAAUCUCGUCUUGAAUAUACCAACAGAAGGUUCUGAUAUUACGUGUUCUGGUAGAGAAUUCCAGUAAUACACUACUCGGUGCGAGAAACGAAACUCCAGACGUAGACGAUUUGAUCUCGGUUUUUGGACUUUCUUUGAAUGUCCUCUCUAAUGAUCAGCCCUAGACGGGAGGAAAAGAUAGGACAUGUUAUUACCAAGGUCAUCGUUCAGGAUACGAUAUGCCAAUAUUAGAUCACCCCGUAUUCGCCGGUAAGAUAACGGAAAUAAGUUGAGGUGUCUCAGUCUGUCUUCAUAAGAUAGGCCUUUUACCAUUUUUGUCCCGCGGCGUUGGACUCAUUCCAACAUAUCCGCCUCGUAUUUGAAACAAGGACUCGCUGCUUGAAUCCCAAAUGUGGCCGUACGAAAGUUGGGUAUAAUAAUCUAAACAUUUCCCCAUCCAGAUACCGGAAAGAUCUAUGAAUAGACCAUAAUACUCUAUAGCCUUUUGCAGCAGCAGCCUUACAGUGACUGGUUGUUUUGAGAUCAUUACUUAGUAUGACUCCUAAAUCUUUAUAGUUUCUUACUUUGGGCAACACUAGUCCACAUAUUGUGUAGUGAUACGAAUCAUCGUAGUUAUUUAAUUGCAUCACAACACUUUUAUUAGGGUUUUCUUCUAGUGACCACCCAUUCAUCCAUUCCACUAAUGAGUUAAGAUCUUCCUGUAAAACUAUUCUGUCUGACAUACUAUAUAUGGGUCUCCAAAUCUUAAUGUCAUCGGCGAAUAGUAGGACGGAUGACUUAGCUAUAGCUGGUAAUUCAUUUAUAUAAAGUAAAAAGAGAAGAGGACCUAAAAUCGUGCCUUGGGGGACACCGCUUUUUACAUACCCUUCUCUGCCUAAAAAUAUAAUGUUCCAGUUACUUGGAUUACUCUGUGUUUAGAGUUAUUAAUUUGUUACGGUUGGAUGAAAUAUAUUAGAAUCCAGGGCAUCCGUCUUGAUGUGUGUUGUUUACAAUGAUCUUAAAGACAAGUUCCUCUGUAACUUAGACUACCGUAUAUCUCUUAUAGGCUUUAAGCCACUAAUCCUUCACACGAGAUAUUUUGGCGGCAUAAACUUGCAAGUGAACGCCGUCCGUUUCUGUAUACGAACAUUCCAUGGAACUAGGGGAAAUGACACCGUGAGCGUUACUCACUAUUUUUUCAAUGCGGCAGCUCACUUUUUGUGUCAAGUCGCUCUAUUCACAUACACAUCAAUGGCUGUAUUAGAGAUAUGUUUAAUUGAAAGUGCAGCUUGCAACAUAUUCUUUAUCCGUACUGUUUUAAUCCCAAAGUCACUGACUGUAACUUAGUUGACUCAUCCUCCUACCAUUCCUCAACCUUACUCUAGUACCGCAACUGGAUAGACGGUGUCUGUGAUAGCAUAGCGCAUAACUCAAAUUACUGGUCUAGAACACAUUUCCCGUUCCGAAUGUACGGUUUUGUUUCAGGACCAGUCUAACUUAAUCAUACUGAGUGGAAUAGUUGAUGCCCUCAAAUAUUUCACUUGUCUUGAGCACCUCAUCAACCGUAAUGGUUAGCGUCUAAAGAAAGCGCAGUGAGGAUUCAUUUAAGCUUGAUUGGCUUAGGCUACUUGUGGUGCAGUCAACAUAUCCGUCUGUUAUCAAAGGCACGAAUACAGUAUUAUUUCCUUUGCAGUUAAUAAACGGUUUUGGGGAGAAAACAUUCGUCAUUUGCUAGUGUUUGGUCAUAGGUGUCUUCGGAGCACGUUGGGGCUACCAAGUUAAUGUAGCAAGUCGGUAAGGUUGUUAAUCCUUAUCAACUGAGAUGGGUGAGACAUAUAUGUUUGCCUAACCGUUGACUACUUUGGCGUUCAAUAUCAGUUGAUGUAAGAGUAAGUUGAGAGAGAGAGAGAGGCAUAAAUAGACCAAUGUUUAAUUGACCCGAUACUUUAAACAUUCUGACUUUCACUCAGUUCUAGACCUUGUAUCUUAUCGAGGUUUUCACUUAACAGAAUGUUGUACUUCAAAUCAGCCAAAGACCGUAAACAGAGAAGAUUAAUCUCAUAAAAGUCGAAUCCAGUAAAACAGUAUGCAAUAAAUCCGAGUGUACAUAACGUGUUGAAGUUACCUCAACAGUUCUUCGUAUGACUCAGUAAGUUUGGAAAGAAUACCUUGGGUAUGACAAUUCAUAUUUUCAAGUCUGUAAUUACACACCCAAUAUAGGAUGUAGACCCGAUCAGUACUCUCUCUGAGUUUGACAUCCUCCCGUUUUUCAUUGUUUUAAGUUUAUCAUGGUUUAAUUGGUAAGAGCUACAAUAACAGUUGACAAAAUAUUGAAGCUGUGAGCAAGUAGGUUGUUUCUUCAUUUUUUCUAAUCUAGAACAUUAUUGGUCCUCACUGAUGGGAACUAGUCACACAACUGUUUUAGGUAUAGUAACAAGAGUGUUUUUUUGUGUUUCUUAAAGAAACGCACUACGAUCAACACUGUUCAGUGCUUUUGGCUUUUUUCGAAAGAAAUUGGAGUAGACUGUUCUUAAAAACUAAAUUUUGUCUUGUAAUAAUCAUUCAAGUGGUUAACAUUCAUGUCCAAUGAACAAUAUAAUUUCUCUCUUUAACUGUCGUAAUGCAAAUUGUCUGAUUAGAAGUAUAUUUUCUUCAUGACCACUAUUUUGCCUUAAGCAACUUAAAGUCAUUGCUUUUCGUAUUAUGUUCAGUAAUUGUACUCCAUUUUAGAGCUCUUCCCCUUAGUAAAUGUAGUAAUUUUGCGUAGUAGAACGUUGUGUUUGAUUUUAUUCUUUUGAGCAUAAUAUUUUUCGCAGUCCAUUCCAUUUUUCUAUCUUGUUUUCAGUAUAAACUGAGCUCCUCACAAAGAGAUCGCGUGAAAAAGUUCAGUGCUAUUACUCGAAGCUCUGAUAAGGUUGCUAUUGACUGCCUUCAAAUGAGCAACUGGAGACUAGAACAGGCCGUAGAUUACUUCUACAGACAGAAUCCAACUCCUCAAGGACCUACUAUUAAUGAGGCAAAAAUUGACCAUCUCUUCCAGCGUUAUCGUGAUCCUCAGUGUCCUGAUCGCAUACUAGCUACAGGGAUGGAGCUAUUUCUUGUCACAGAUCUUCAUAUUGACCCAGAAAGUUUAAUCACUUUAAUCCUAGCUUGGAAGUUUUCAGCAAAGACCCAAGGAGAAUUUACUCGCGAGGAGUUUUUUCGUGGGUUCAGAGAGUUGGGGUGUGAUUCAAUCAGUUCCCUGCGUAAUAAACUUCCCAGUCUAUUAAGUGAUAUAGAAGACAAACAAAAUUUUCGUUCUUUAUACUUAUUCACAUUUGGCUUUGCUAAUUUGGAUAAACAUGAAAGUAAAUCAUUAGUUCUUCAGUACGCUAUUCCCUACUGGGAAAUUCUUCUACGUGGUCGAUUUUGUCAUUUAUCUCUAUGGUUUAAAUUCCUUCAAGAACAUCAUAAACGUCCAAUUUCUAAAGACACAUGGGAUCUUCUUCUAGACUUUGUUGAAACAAUUUAUCCUGACAUGUCUAAUUAUGAUGAAGAAGGUAUAUAAAGAUUAGUAUAUUUAUUUACGCUUUUUUUCUAAGAUUUAUAUUGAAUACGGAUAUAAAAAAGACCACCUACCAAACCAAAACUACUUUUACUAUCUAAAUAACAAUCAAAACUUUAGUAUUAGGUGGUUAGAUGGAACUAAUCAACAGAGUAUCGUGACCUGGCUUUCGUACAUUAACCAUUAAUACAUCUUCGUUCCAUUGAACACGUAAACACACUGCGCACAGUACAGCAGUCAAGGAACUUUACAAUCUUCUAUCCUAGUAAUAUUCGUAAGUAAGUACGAUCUCAUGUCCUAGGUUUAAUAACUACACUUAUUAUGAUUGUUGUCGAUGCUCGACAAAUGCCUAUACUGAGGUUUGUAUCAAGCAGAGUCCUUAACUCAAUUGACUAAGUGCA